This is a messenger RNA of Myotis lucifugus (little brown bat), 3261 nucleotides long. It is a transcript of the gene GSKIP, whose product is annotated as GSK3B interacting protein. Gene Ontology annotation, cellular component: cytoplasm. The record is from RefSeq and is a predicted model, not a curated record. Gene Ontology annotation, biological process: regulation of canonical Wnt signaling pathway. The transcript is spliced from 3 exons. Bases 1255 to 1674 code for a protein of 139 amino acids. Lineage: Eukaryota; Metazoa; Chordata; Mammalia; Chiroptera; Vespertilionidae. Gene Ontology annotation, molecular function: kinase regulator activity; protein kinase A binding.
AAAAAAAUAAUGACCAAAAUUUGUUGAAAUUUAUUGAAAACUAUAAACCCACAGGCAAGUGGUUCAGUGAACCCCAAGCAAAAGAAACAUGAAAAAAAAACUAUACCAAGUGGAACAAAGAUAACAAUGGCAUCAGAUUUAUCAUAGGAAACAAUGCAAGCAAACUGAUAAUAGAGAAACAUCUUUAAAGUCUUGAAAGGGGGAGGCAAACUGUCAACCUAAGAUUUUUAUACCCAGCAAAAAUACCUUUCAAAACGGAAGGUGAAAGGAAAUCCUGUUCAGAUAUACAAAAGCUGAAAGAAGUUAACAGCAGCAGAUUUAUACUGCAGGAAAUGUUGAAGGAAAAUUGAAUGGCAGAAGGAAAAUGAUACAGGUUAUAAACCCAGAUGUAGAUCAACACAAAGGAAUGAGGGCACCAGAAAUAGUAACUAUAUGGUUAACUCUAAAAUACCUGUGCAGUGAUGAUGGUGCCGGAGUUACAAAGCAUGAAACCUAUAGUUAAGGAACCUUUCCAAAGGAGACAGUGAACUUAGUAAGUACUCUGGGCCUCCUUUUACUAGAACCAAGUAAACUGCCUGUUUAUAUUGCCCAUCCAGUAUAUUAAUUAACUUUUCCAAAAAGCAAGGGCAGAAAACGAAGUCUCUUCAACUAUCUGAACACUGUUUUUCCUGCUGAUAGCAUAUGGACACUGUGGUACAGAGAUUAUGCCUCCCACCCAUGUUGCCCAUGUCCUAAUCCCCAGAAACUGAACAUGUUGCCUUAAAUGGCAAAAGGAACUUCCUAGAUUUCUCACCUCCAGAAUUGUAAGAAAAUAAAUUUGUGUCGUUUUAAUUUACUGCAUUUGUGAUAAUUUGUGACAGCAGCAAUGCAAAUAUAGAAACAUUAAUAUUCAAAUUCUACAAAGCUUUAUAAGCACUUUCUAUAUGACAGGUAUAAAAAUAUCAUUAGGGUUCCAUUUAUUUUCAUCCUCUUCUAUAAAGCUGUUGAAGAGCUAGAUCAAUCAUUGCUUUUUAUUUUGGGUAGUCUCCUAAAUCAGUUAGGAUACUUUCAGUUGCCAGGAAAGUAGCUGGAAUUUAUUGCUCCAAUAACUGAAAAGUGCAAAGGUUAGGCAGCCAUCAGAACUCUGGCAACAUUUCUCAGUCAACCUUUUGGCACUGUUCUUUUCCCAUUUUCAGCACCGUCUUGGCCCAGUUUCUCCCAUCUCAGGAUGACAGCCAGGAGGAGCUGAGCUCUGUGCUCUAUUCUGGAUUAAGGAUGGAGACGGAUUGUAAUCCCAUGGAGCUAAGCAGUAUGUCAGGAUAUGAAGAAAAUGCAGAGCUUAAUGGUUUUGAAGGGACUGACAUGAAAGACAUGAGGCUAGAAGCUGAAGCAGUUGUAAAUGAUGUUCUCUUUGCCGUGAACACCAUGUUUGUCUCAAAAGCCCUGCGCUGUGCUGAUGAUGUGGCCUAUAUCAACGUGGAAACGAGAGAAAGGAACAGAUACUGCCUGGAGCUCACUGAAGCAGGGCUUAAGAUAGUAGGUUAUGCUUUUGACCAGGUGGAUGAUCGCUUACAGAAUCCCUACCAUGAAACGGUCUACUCCCUGCUGGACACGCUCAGCCCCGCCUACCGGGAGGCCUUCGGAAACGCACUCCUUCAAAGACUGGAAGCUUUGAAAAGGGAUGGACAGUCAUGACUAAGCAUUUUCCUUUGAGAGAGGGUGGCUGCUGGUACAAAAUGUUGAUGUAAAGCUUGAAAUUCUUGCAUAAGGUCGUAGAAAAUCAAAUGCAUCUUUGAUUUUGUGUCUUUAUCUUUUCUUGCUUCAAAUUUGGCUUUUGACUUAGAACAUUAUUGAGUAAUGAAUCGUCUUUCUUAGUUCCUGAUUCAUGAAGGGAAUUGCUGUAAAACCAUCAUUAAGACAUUCAAAUUUCUUCAUGUAGUAUCUCUGCAUUUCAAAACCAAAUCAGUGUUUCAUUCUGUUAUCCAGGACUUCGAUUGCUGCCAGCACUCUAUCACAUGGGAACUUCUGGAUUUGCACAGUAAUGUAGGAUUUAAAAGGACCUACAUGUAAACUUUGGUUCAGCUCGCUAAAUCAGGGGUUUACUCCUAACUUGGACUAACUUUGUAAUACUUCUUUUGGUACUAGCCUUACUGGAAACAAAUUAUCAACCAGUUUCCCCUGCACAAAAUUUGAAAUUCACUGAAUCACUUCAUCUAUUUAUAUUACUGAAAUGGACUGAUGAAGAUGAUUUGAAGAUAUAUUACUUAGCUAGUAUUCAAUGAACAACAGGGACUGAGAUAGUUCUGUAUUCCUUGUUUGCAACAGCCAGUGAACAAAGAGGACAACCGUUAGCAAAUGAAUGUAAUAACUUUCUCCAAGGUGUUUAAGCACAUAAGCAAAUACAGGAACAGGCUCCAUUCUUUUUCUUAACAAAAAGCAUCUUCAGUGUGUAGGAUUUAAAAGAAAGAAGAUUCUGAUUUCCUAAAAAACAGUCUUUUGGCCUGUGUUGAUUCUUAUUAUGAAUGUUUGUUUACAUGAUGUACAGUAUAUAUUCAGAAAGUAUUUUCGCCUCAGUGUUUACUUUCUAUAAUGCAGUACUUUGGUAUUCCCACAGCACCCUCCUUCCCAGCAGAUGUGCAGUGUUUCGUCUCAAUGCCAAACCCACAGUGUAAUCUGAGUGCAUUGUAUGGGUUUGAAAACCAAAGGAUGAGGAAGCAUUCCGAGACUUCAUAUUUGAAAAAGGGAGAAAUCUGUAUUUUAUAUUUUAUUACAAGUACUAAGAUUUAUAAACUUAGUAAACUAUACCAUGCUGCUAUGUGUUUUCAAGAACAUGUUGAAUAGUAAGGAUUGGGGAAGUUUUUUUAAUACUAGUAGUCAAAAGCAGCAGCUGUUAGAAAUGUUGAACUAGAAUUCUGCAUUUGAACACUCCUUCAGAAAUUGUCAUUCGCAGGCUUUGUUUUCUAUCAUUAUUAAGUAAUGGGUACUUUCAGGCUCUGAAGUUUUUGUAGACCAGAGCGAAUUAGAGUUUGGUUCCGGUCACUGUUUAUUCCAAGCCCCAUUGGAAUGCUUUCAUUAUGGGUGAUAUGCAUAUUCAUUCUCAGCUUUGCUUUCAGAUGCUUAACUGUUUGGGCAGUGAAGUCUAACUUCAGGUUGAACAAUCUCAGGCUAACUGUAAAGUUUGAAUAAAAUUCUAUCUGUUCAUUUUGAGUUAAGUAUGCAGAAAAAAAUGUAUGUUUAAAAGUUGAAAUUGUUCAUUUUGUGAUAAAUGAUUGAUUCCAAGAG